AUGCCAUUCUCCAUCGCUUCUUUAUUAGAGGCCGCCCUGGCGUCAGAGCUCAUCUACAUUUACAUCACGACAUUGCUACUCAGUGCCAUCCUGACCAUUCGGCCCGUUCGACGGUGGAUCUUCACACUAGGGAACUUCAUCAGAGAACUGGAGCUCAUAGAAAUCAUGACACUCAUUACCCUCGUGACUCCGCUAGCCCUCAAUCUUUACAUGGUCGCAGUCCUCUGGAAUCAUGAAAAAACACUCACAGAAAUCGAUCAAAUCGAUGGGUUCCAUAAAAUUGUGAAAGUUUGCGAAGGGCUUGUUGAUCCCAGCGUGAAAGGUUCCGUCGGCAAGAUUCCCUGUACGCUGGAUUAUGCCCAAAUGCAGAAACUGCUAGAAGGGAGCAUGGGAGAUUUCUUCGUUGCCGAGAAGGGACACCACGUUGAUGCGGAAGGGAAGGUCCUGGUAGAGAUUGGGGUUUUUGCUAUGAUCAAGGAUUGA
Penicillium verhagenii is the source of this 483-nucleotide messenger RNA. RefSeq lists its product as uncharacterized. NCBI's taxonomy places the organism in Eukaryota, Fungi, Ascomycota, Eurotiomycetes, Eurotiales, Aspergillaceae. The transcript has 3 exons. The record is from RefSeq and is a predicted model, not a curated record. Bases 1 to 483 code for a protein of 160 amino acids.